Molecule: messenger RNA, 3205 nt
Organism: Glycine soja
Lineage: Eukaryota; Viridiplantae; Streptophyta; Magnoliopsida; Fabales; Fabaceae
Product: cullin-1-like
Exons: 21
Coding region: 395-2620 (741 amino acids)
Biological process (GO): protein ubiquitination; ubiquitin-dependent protein catabolic process
Cellular component (GO): cullin-RING ubiquitin ligase complex
Molecular function (GO): ubiquitin protein ligase binding
Source: RefSeq, a predicted model, not a curated record
AGGCUACGCUCCAACCCAAUAAAAGCCAGCCAUACGUACAAAAGGAUUGUCACGCUACUAAGUCUUCUCAGUUACUUUCUCUGCUCGCUCAGUCACAGCACAGUGUAUAUUUCGCAACUACACCAUCGCCAUGCUUACACCUUGCCUUUUUUCGUUUCACUAAUAAAUAAAUAACACUAAUAUAUUGAUAUUAAUACAUCGUAGACCAAAUCAGAACAAUCAAACAGCCUUUUUCUGUGUCUCUUCAACGCAACAACUAGGGAUUCGUUCUUCGCCAUCUGCACAGUAUUAUGACUGAAAACGCGUGUUACGUGUGAAGCAUUGUCAGGAAUUAUAUGGAUUCUUUCAAUGCUCUGUUAGGGUUUAGAGCUGAUUCUUGCACUGGUUUAUUGAAAUGUGCGCAAUGGAGCGAAAGAUCAUUGAUUUUGACCAAGGUUGGGACUAUAUGCAGAAGGGGAUUACCAAGCUGAAGAAAAUUCUUGAAGGAGCACCAGAAACUCCUUUCAGUUCUGAGGAAUACAUGAUGCUAUACACAACCAUAUAUAAUAUGUGUACUCAGAAGCCUCCGAAUGACUUUUCACAACAGCUUUAUGACAAGUACAAGGAUGCUUUCGAUGAAUACAUCAAAAUCACCGUUUUGCCAUCUCUAAGAGAGAAGCAUGAUGAAUUCAUGCUGAGGGAGCUUGUCCAAAGAUGGCUAAAUCAUAAAGUCAUGGUCCGGUGGCUUUCGCGCUUCUUCCAUUAUCUUGAUCGCUACUUCAUUUCUCGACGCUCCCUGCCUGGACUCGGUGCAGUUGGCCUCACUUGCUUCCGUGAAUCGGUUUAUAUGGAGGUACGAGUCAAUGCUAGGAAAGCUGUGAUUGCACUUAUUGAUAAAGAACGUGAGGGUGAACAAAUUGAUAGAUCGUUGUUGAAAAAUGUUCUUGAUAUAUUUGUUGAGAUUGGUAUGGGUGAAAUGGGUCAAUAUGAACAGGAUUUUGAGGUACAUAUGCUUGAGGAUACUGCCGAUUAUUACAAAAGUAAGGCUGCAAACUGGAUUGAGAUUGACUCCUGCCCAGAUUAUAUGCUUAAGGCUGAGGAUUGCUUGAGAAGGGAGAGAGAUAGAGUGUCUCAUUACUUACACUGUAGCACUGAGCAGAAAUUGGUAGAGAAAGUGCAACUAGAGCUGCUGGUGACUCAUGCAAAUCAAUUACUCGAGAAAGAGAACUCUGGCUGUCAUGCCUUACUUAGAGAUGAUAAGGUGGAAGAUCUGUCUAGGAUGUAUAGACUUUACCAUAAAAUACCUAAAGGCUUGGAUCCUGUUGCCAAUGUAUUCAAGCAGCAUAUUACGGUUGAGGGUACAUCAUUGGUUCAACAAGCUGAAGAAGCUACUAGCAAUCAGACUACAAAUGGUUCUGGCUUUCAGGAACAAGUCCUUGUCCGUAAAUUUUUAGAGCUCCAUGACAAAUAUAUGGUGUAUGUUAAUGAUUGCUUUAUGAAUCAUACACUGUUCCACAAGGCAUUAAAGGAAGCAUUUGAGAUAUUCUGCAAUAAAACUGUUGCUGGUAGUUCCAGUGCUGAACUUUUAUCUACAUUCUGUGACAAUAUCCUUAAGAAAGGUGGAAGUGAGAAGCUAAGUGAUGAAGCAAUUGAAGAUACCCUUGAGAAGGUAGUCAAGUUGCUUGCAUAUAUCAGUGAUAAGGAUCUCUUUGCAGAAUUUUACAGGAAAAAGCUUGCCCGAAGGUUACUUUUUGACAGGAGUGCAAAUGAUGACCAUGAAAAGUGUAUUUUGACAAAGUUAAAGCAGCAGUGUGGUGGCCAGUUCACAUCAAAGAUGGAAGGGAUGGUGGUAGACUUGACAUUGGCUAGGGAUAAUCAGCUGAAAUUUGAGGAGUAUCUUCGUGAUAACUCACAUGUAAAUCCUGGAAUUGACCUGACAGUAACUGUGCUUACCACAGGAUUUUGGCCUAGUUAUAAGUCUUUUGAUCUCAACCUUCCUUCAGAGAUGAUCAGGUGCUUGGAAGUUUUUAAGGGCUUCUAUGAAACGAGGACAAAACACAGAAAACUUACUUGGAUAUACUCUCUGGGAACAUGCCACGUCACUGGCAAGUUUGAAACAAAAAACAUUGAACUAAUUGUGCCAACCUAUCCAGCUGCUGCCCUACUGCUAUUCAACAAUGCUGAUAGGUUGAGCUAUUCAGAGAUUAUGACUCAGCUGAACUUGGGCCAUGAAGAUGUUGCUAGAUUGCUCCAUUCACUGUCAUCUGCAAAAUAUAAGAUACUUAUCAAGGAGCCAAACAAUAAAGUUAUAUCUCAAAGUGACAUCUUUGAGUUCAACUACAAAUUUACGGAUAAAAUGAGAAGGAUCAAGAUCCCUCUACCACCAGCUGAUGAAAGGAAAAAGGUAAUUGAAGAUGUUGACAAAGAUCGGCGAUAUGCCAUUGAUGCAGCAAUUGUGCGCAUUAUGAAGAGUAGGAAAAUUUUGGGUCAUCAACAAUUAGUUUUGGAGUGUGUUGAGCAGUUGGGCCGCAUGUUCAAGCCUGACAUCAAAGCAAUCAAGAAGAGGAUUGAAGAUCUCAUCACUCGGGACUACCUUGAAAGGGACAAAGAUAACCCAAACACCUUCAGGUAUUUGGCAUAAAUGGAAGUUACUAAUGUAUAGAGUGGCCAGUGUUAUAGCCUGCAAAUGAGCACUAGGGUUGCCUUAAUUUGAUUCUUAGGGAAGUACAGUUGAAAGUUCUGACGGUUACACAAUGCUGUAAAUGAUCGUAGUCGAUUGCUUGAUUCAGUAACACCAAGAGCGAGAUUCUUUUGUCAUACUUGACAUUUUAAGAGCUAGUUUAAGAUACAACAUACGUACUGGAGCGAAGCAAGAUAUUGUACCAAAUACGUUGUUUUCAUAUAUAUCUUGAUUACUUUAAUGGAAAGUGAAGGUGGGAAAGUGAAGGUGGCACAAUGAAAGAUUGAACCUUGAUAUUCUACCUAAGUGCUACAAAUUGAGGCAAGCUAGUGUGGCUCAUCGGCCGUUGUUGAUAUCAACUGCUUUAGCAAUAUAUUUUCUGGCUUUAUCCUUUAUAAUUUCGGAUUAUCUCUUCUCUGUCUUCUUUCUUUGCUCAGUAGUUUAGAUUAGUCAUUUGAUCUUAUGUAUCUAUUUAAGAAAAUUAUGCAUAUUUCACAACUUAAUUUUAGGGGUUAUUAAUAUGAUUGAUAGAAUUUUCUCAAUGGA